This is a messenger RNA of Paecilomyces variotii, 1709 nucleotides long. RefSeq names its product putative NAD binding Rossmann fold oxidoreductase. Gene Ontology annotation, biological process: NADPH regeneration. Bases 307 to 1551 code for a protein of 414 amino acids. NCBI's taxonomy places the organism in Eukaryota, Fungi, Ascomycota, Eurotiomycetes, Eurotiales, Thermoascaceae. Gene Ontology annotation, molecular function: oxidoreductase activity; nucleotide binding. Gene Ontology annotation, cellular component: cytoplasm. The record is from RefSeq and is a predicted model, not a curated record. The transcript is spliced from 5 exons.
CGCAACCAAUUCGCUUCACGUCCCUGGGUGAGCGACACGGCCGUCCAGUCCACGAAGGUGUCGAUAAUAGCCGGAGGAAUAAAUCUCACCAGAGUCGAUAGAGAUAAAAUGUAAGCAUUGAACGCGACACGAGUUUUGAGCUCCAGCUUUUUUCUUUUCUUCCUUCCCCGCACUCUCUCUCUUCCCGUCACGUAGCCAGUACAGUAUUGUAUUUUGCUCUUGGGCUUCCCCCGCAACAAACAGCUUGCCGUUGAAGAUCCGUAUCGUCUGCAGAUAGAAAGAUAGUCGAAGAGGGACACUAACACAAUGGCGCCUCCCGAUGUUUUGAUGGUGGGCACAGGAGAGUACACCACCGGCUUCGUUGGUGGAGGAGCUUCCGGCUCAGACAAGAAAGUUGGCGUUGUUGGAUUGACGCUCUUCGAUCUUCGACGACGAGGCAAAGUGGGCAAGCUGAGCAUGGUCGGAGUGUCUGGCCACAAGUUCCCAGCUAUCAAACAGCAUCUGCAGAAGAACAUCUCAGAAGUCUACAACGGUCUAGACGUCUCGUUCGAAUCAUUCCCCGCCGACGACAAGUCGGAUCCCGAAGCAUACAAGACGGCCAUUGACGCCCUCGAACCCGGCUCGGCCAUCACCAUCUUCACCCCCGACACAACCCAUUACCCAAUCGCUCUAUACGCCAUUCAGCGCAAGAUCCACGUCCUGAUCACAAAGCCCGCCACAAAGCUACUCUCCCACCACCUCAACCUUCUCGAGGAGUCCCGAAAACAUGGCGUCUUCGUCUUCAUCGAGCACCACAAACGCUUCGAUCCCGCUUACUCGGAUGCGCGAGCCAAAGCCCGCACCCUGGGCGACUUCAACUACUUCUACAGCUACAUGAGCCAACCGAAAAGCCAACUGGAGACUUUCAAAGCCUGGGCCGGCAAGGAUAGUGAUAUCUCAUACUAUCUGAAUUCCCAUCACGUCGAUAUCUGCGAGUCCAUGGUGCCUGAUUAUACGCCGGUCAAGGUCACCGCGUCAGCAGCCAAGGGCACUGCUGUUGAUCUGGGAUGUGUUCCUGAGACGGAAGACACUAUCACGCUGCUUGUCGAGUGGAGGAAGAAGAAUGAUCCGUCCAAGAUCGCGACGGGCGUGUAUACGGCUAGUUGGACGGCGCCGCAGAAGGCGGGUGUUCAUUCGAAUCAGUACUUUCACUGGAUGGGCUCCAAGGGCGAAAUCCGCAUCAACCAAGCCAAGAGAGGCUACGACCUCACCGAUGACGACCAGGGCCAACUCAUCUGGCUCAACCCCUUCUACAUGCGUUAUGCCCCCGACGAGGAAGGCAACUUUGGCGGCCAAACCGGCUACGGAUACAUCAGCUUCGAGAAAUUCAUCGAUGCCGUCACGGCUCUGAACGAGGGCCGCGUGACGCUUGACCAGCUCGAUGCGCGCGGUCUACCGACGCUGAAAAAUACUAUUGCCACUACGGCUAUCUUGCAUGCGGGUCGGGUCUCGCUGGACGAGAAGCGGUCGGUGGAGAUUGUGAGUCAGGAUGGGAGGUGGGAGUUGAAGUAGAAGCAGAUAUAUAUGGCUUUUGGUAAGGGGAAGGAGGUUAGUGUGGGUUUGUAUGUACGAAGUUAGGAUGUUCAACGUAUACUCAUAUCCCGAAGAAAUAUAUGUCAUAUCAUAUUCUCGACCUAUCUAGACACCAACGAAACAGGAAGUAAACUCCA